AUCUCUCCACAUAAGAAUCUCUCGAAUAUUCCAAACUCAUAUAUAAGAGACCUACAUUGAAUUUGUACUCUUACAAACUAAAACAACAAAGCCUGUGUGAGAGAAACACUAAAUCAAACAUGUCAUCAUCUUCAUCAAUGACAUUGAAAGGUGACUACAUGGUGAGACCGAAGGAACCAACAUGGCAUGGUUGUUUACCAUUAUUUGAAUGGAGUCUAACAGGUAUGAUAUCUCACACUCCAAUUAUUUACUUUUAUCACCCUCCACCAAAUUGGCUUAUCUCCCCCACUAAAAUUGCCACCACUUUGAAAGAUUCAUUAAGCAAAAUUCUAGUCCAGUUUUAUCCACUUGCUGGUCGUUUACAAAAUAAAGGAAAUGGUCGUUUUGAUCUAGAAUGCAAUGCAAUGGGUGUUCAGUUCAUCGAAGCAGAAACCUCAUCAACAUUAUCUGAUCUCGGUGAUUUUUCACCUUCUUCAAACAAUUAUUGCCAUUACCUUUUCCCGCAUAUUGAUUAUACGCUCCCAAUGCAAGAGCUUCCUUUGCUUAUUGUUCAGCUCACGAAGUUCAAAUGUGGUGGCAUUAGCAUUAGUUUAUUAAUCUCUCACAUAGUUGCCGAUGGACAAAGCGUGACGCAUUUCAUUUCUGAAUGGGCUCAAGUUGCACGUGGAGAGCCUUUGAAAAGGAUUCCAUAUCUAGAUAGAAACAUAUUGCGUGGUGGAGAACCAUGCAGCAAUAUUAAUGACUGGGAAUUUGAACAACUUCCACGUUUGUUGAAAAAUUUGGAUAAUAGUUUUGAAGAAAGGAAGGAAAAAACAACCAAUGCUAUAAUCAAAGUGAGUAAAAACCAACUUGAAAAGUUGAGAAAAACAGCGAAUGAGAGCUGGAAUAAACCUAGUAAUGAUCGAGGUUAUUCAAUAUAUGAAACAAUAACCGGUCAUAUUUGGAGAAGUGCGUGUAAAGCUAGAGGCCAUGAAAAUAACCAACCAACUGCGAUUGGCGUCUGCGUUGAUUGGAGGAGUCGCGUUAAACCUAGUUUACCAAAAGAGUCUUUUGGGAAUGCGAUAUUGGAUGUGUUGGCUACUAGUCUCGCAGGUGAUUUGAUGUCUAAGCCAUUAGGGUAUGCUUCGAGUAGGAUAAGAGAAGCAAUAGAGAAGGUGAAUGAUGAGUAUGUGAGGUCGGGGGUUGAGUAUUUUAAAAAGCAAUAUGAUUUAACUAAAUUUCAAGAUAUUCAUUGUAUACAGAGUGACGACCACAUGCCUUUUUAUCGGAAUCCUAAUUUAAUAGUCGUUAGUUGGUUGAAAUUGCCUAUUUAUGGAAUUGAUUUUGGAUGGGGAAAAGAGAUUUAUAUGGGGCCAGGAUUUCAUGAAGAACUUGAAGGAGAUUCGUUGAUUCUUCCUAGUUCUCAUGAUGAUGGAUCUUUGUUGAUUUUUAUGUGUCUGCAAGAGGUCCAUAUGGAUGCAUUUAAGAGACAUUUUUAUGAAGGUGCUGAGUUUGAAUUCCUUAAGGGAAGAUUGUAAAAGGAGGUAGGUUUUUAUCGAUGUCUGUUUAAUUAUUAAAAAAAAUUAAACAAACUAUAAACUUAAAGGAGGUAGGUUUAAUUAUUUUAUGUCAAUGAUGUUAUGUUUUGUUAUUAGUGAUUUUGUUAAUCUAUUAAGUAUGUGUCAAAGAGUUGCAGUUUGAUUUUUCAAUUUAUAAAGAGCAAUGUUAUUUUGACAUAAAGUAUUACACUUACCCAAUAAUGGACUAUUUACGAGAAUAUGUUGGAUUAGGGUGUUUGCAUUGUAAUUUUGAUUGGUUUUAAGGUAAAAAUUCGUCUGAUCCAAAGAUAAAUUUACUCGCGAUUCAAUUUGGUUUUAGAUGAUUGACUAAAAAAAUCAGACCCGAUCUGAUCCAAUUUCAUGCGAUUUAAAUUAAAUAGGUUUUUGGAUAUCCAAAUUAAAAAUUAUAUUUUUUAUUAAGAUUAUAAAAAUCCUAAUAAAUAAAAGUUUUGAUACAAUAUAUAACAUAUAGAAUGUUAAAAUUAAUAUUAUAAAAUGAUAAUAAUGCAUUAUUGUUGAUUCUUUUGAUACAAUAUAUAACAUUUAGAGUCUUAGGUUGAGUUUGUUUCUUGCAUUCCACGUUAACUCCCGUCAUAAGGAUUAGUGUUGAAUCUACUAUUGUACACCACUCUAUGUUUCAAUAACUUGACAUAGUUGUUGGUUUGUCUUAGUUGAGUUGUAAAUUCAACAAUCAAUAGACUUGUUAUUGUGGUUGAUCACUAGGGGUUAGCGGUUGAAGAAAGUGAGAUAGUUCUCAUAUUUAGGAGGUGACAUAAAUAAAAAGUCACUAGGAUUAAGGAGAGGCAUACAACUUUAUAGAGUUUGAAGGUUCUUAUAACACUAAUUGUUCUAAUUCAAAGUAGUGAAUUUCCUUUCAUGGGUAGAGUACCCCUAGACGUAGGUGUGGUUUCACCGAACUAGGUUAUCAAGCUCUUGUGUUAUUUUAUAGUUUUCUGCAUUAUUUAUUAUUGCUCUAUCAUUGCUGACAAUUUAUUCUUAAAUUAUUUUUAAAAGUUGGACAAGUUAUCUCAGCAUCUUGUCCAACAUUUGUCCCUUGAGGAACAAAAUUUCAAUUGGCAUCAGAGCAUACAUCAUGUUCUGUUUGGGUGAGCUCAAAGGAAGAUAUUUUAGGUUCACAUGAACAUCACUAAGGAUGGAGGAUCUUUCAAUAGACCACCUGUUUUGGAUGGCACAAGUUAUGAUUAUUGAAAAGCCAAGAUCGCGGGUUUUAUAAAAUCCAUAAACAACAAGACUUGGAUGUCUGUGAUUAAAAUUUGGAAACAUCUUGUGGUUACUACUCAAGAUGGUAUAACAAGUUUGAAGCCUGAAGUUUAUUGAUCAAAGGAUGCUAACGAUGAAGUGUUUGCAAAGAUAAGCUUUGAAUGCUAUAUUCAAUUGUGUUGACAAAAGUAUGUUUAGACUUAUCAACACUUGUAUUGAAGUUAAGGAAGCUUGAGAGAUUCUCAAGACUUCUCAUGAAAGCACAUAUAAAGUGCAUAUGUCUAGGUUGUAACUUCUCACAACUGAGUUUGAGAAGCUAAGAAUGAUGGAAUAUGAAUCCACAUCUGAUUUCAACAUCAUA
Lathyrus oleraceus (garden pea) is the source of this 3120-nucleotide messenger RNA. RefSeq names its product spermidine hydroxycinnamoyl transferase. NCBI's taxonomy places the organism in Eukaryota, Viridiplantae, Streptophyta, Magnoliopsida, Fabales, Fabaceae. The record is from RefSeq and is a predicted model, not a curated record. Bases 120 to 1517 code for a protein of 465 amino acids. Gene Ontology annotation, molecular function: acyltransferase activity, transferring groups other than amino-acyl groups. The transcript has a single exon.